Molecule: messenger RNA, 7629 nt
Organism: Delphinapterus leucas (beluga whale)
Lineage: Eukaryota; Metazoa; Chordata; Mammalia; Artiodactyla; Monodontidae
Source: RefSeq, a predicted model, not a curated record
UUAUUCUGAGGCUCAGCCCUCCUCGGCGCCCACCAUUUCGGGGCUCCGGGACUGUAGGGGACCCUUCCAGUCCCCAGAGCCGAGGCCAGCAGGGACAGAGACUAUGAGGCAAGCAGCCCACCGACCCAGGCCUCCUUAAGACCAGCCCAGCCGCCUAGCAAGCUGGCGGGCAGCAGCGGAGAGAGAAGGAGAUAAAGGACCACAGCAGACCUUUGGGGAUCAGCCCAGCAGCUCCUGUGGACCCUAGCCAGGCUGAGGGAUCGUGAUGGAUGGUCAGACUCACAGCCGCUGACGGACACACCAUGACAGCGAUGCACACAGCAGCACAGCACUGAGACACUCAGACACAACCGGUGACAGCCUCACACACUGCCACAGCCCUGCAAUACAGACAGCCACACUCACAGAAACAACUGGUAACUCUGAAACAGGCACAGACAGUGUCACACAGAACCACUACCCCCUGGCACGCACAAGUGGGGGAACCCAUCCUCCAAACACACACAGCAGCGCUGACCGGCACAGGCAGACCUGGAGACACACGCACACCCUCACCCGGGCACUGCUGUCGGUGGCCUCUGCACAUCCUCCCCACCCACACGGGGACACCCUUGCUCCUCCACACACUCGCACGCACACACAGCCACGAACAAACACACCUCGCAUACCCCCAGCUCAGCUCUGGCAGCCCCGACUCCUGCAGCCUCCUUUGUGGGUGAGGAAGAACUCAGUCAACCUUGGAUGGAGCUUCGGUGAAGCCAAGAGCUCAGAGAGGAAAGGGUCUGGCCUGGCGUGACUCUCACCAGCCCCUCCACCUGGCUGGGUGAUGUCCCCCCGCCCGGGUCCUGGGGACCCUUGGCAGAACCAUGGAGCAACUGACACCCCUUCCCCGGCCGGGGGACCCCGGAAACAUGGAGCUGUGGGCAUUGCCCGCCUGGCAGAGCUGGACUCCAGGCCAGGGGGGCGAACCUGGAGGUACAUCCCCAAGCAUUGCCGAUACUCCGGCAGCUCUGCGUGUUGGAGAACUGAGGCCUGAGGAGAGCUCCGAGCCCGAGGGAGCCCGAAGCCCCGGGUCUGUGGGGGGCAUCCAGCCUGAAAGAACAGAAACUGGGCUGCCCAGCCCCGGGCCGGGAGCACUGAGCUCUGGACUCAGCUGCCAGAGGCUGGAGGGCAAGGAGGUGGAGGCUUUCUCUAAGGGCAAGCUGAAAAUGGGCUUUGGGGACAGGCCCAAUCUGGAGCUGCUGAGGGCCGUGGGGGAGCUGCAGCAGCGCUGUGCCAUCCUUAAGGAGGAGAACCAGAUGCUGAGGAAGAGCAGCUUCCCCGAGACGGAAGAGAAGGUGCGGAGACUGAAGCGGAAGAACGCAGAGCUGGCGGUCAUUGCCAAGCGCCUGGAGGAGAGAGCCCGGAAGCUGCAGGAGACCAACCUGCGGGUGGUGAGCGCUCCCAUGCCCAGUCCAGGGGCCAGCUUGGAGUUGUGCCGGAAGGCCCUGGCCCGCCAGCGAGCCCGGGACCUCAGUGAGACAGCCAGUGCCCUGCUGGCCAAGGACAAGCAGAUUGCUGCCUUGCAGCGGGAGUGCAGUGAGCUGCAGGCCAGGCUCACCCUGGCUGGCAAGGAGGGCCCCCAGUGGCUCCACGUGCGGGACUUCGACCGGCUGCUGCGGGAGUCCCAGCGGGAGGUGCUGCGGCUGCAGAGGCAGAUCGCCUUGCGCAACCAGAGGGAGCCGCCCCCGCCGCCUCGGCCCCCAGGCCUGGCCGCCCCGGCCAGAGCAGGGGCGCCCGCCCCCGGGGCCCCGGGAGAGGCCACGCCCCAGGAGGAUGUGGAAAACCCACCCGUGGUCCUAGGGGAGCCAGAGAAAUGGCAGAGGGUACAGCAGCUGGUAAGUCCCAGGUCGAGGGCUGGAGGAGACCCAUUCUGGGUGGAUCUGCCUUCCCACAUGAGGAGCUCCAUUCUGACCUCACAGGAAUCAGAGCUCAGCAAGAAGCGGAAGAAAUGCGAGAGCCUGGAGCAGGAAGCCCGGAAAAAGCAGAGGCGAUGUGAGGAGCUGGAACUGCAGCUGAGGGAAGUCCAGAGUGAGAAUGCCCGCCUCGUGGAGGAGAACUCUCGGCUCAGUGGGAGAGCCACGGAGAAGGAGCAGGUGGAAUGGGAGAACGUGGAGCUGAGGGGCCAGCUCCUGGGAGUGACGCAGGAGAGGGACUCGGCCCUUCUCAAGAGCCGGGGCCUGCAGAGCAAGCUGGAGAGCCUGGAGCAGGUGCUGAAGCACAUGCGGGAGGUGGCCCAGCGGAGGCAGCAGCUGGAGGUGGAGCAUGAGCAGGCUCGGCUUUGCCUGCAGGAGAAGCAGGAGGAGGUCCGGAGGCUGCAGCAGGCCCAGGCAGAAGCCCAGAGGGAGCACGAAGGGGCCGUGCAGCUGCUGGAGUCUACCCUGGAUUCCAUGCAGGUCCGGGUUCGAGAGCUGGAGGAGCAGUGCCGCAGCCAGACUGAGCGCUUCAGCCUCCUGGCGCAGGAGCUCCAGGCCUUCCGCCUGCACCCGGGCCCCUUGGAUCUGCUCACCUCCGCCCUGGGCUACAGUACCCUUGGGGACCGCCCGCCACCCCCCUGCUGCUCCACCCCCCAGCCCUGCCGGGGGUCUGGCCCCAAAGACCUUGACCUCCCGCCAGGCUCCCCAGGGCGCUGCACCCCAAAGUCUUCCGAGCCUGCCCCUACCACCCUUGCUGGGGGCCCCCGAAGGACGGCCAAGAAGGCAGAGUCUCUGUCCAACUCCUCUCGCUCCGAGUCCAUCCACAACAGCCCCAAGUCAUGCCCUACGCCCGAGGUGGACACAGCCAGCGAGGUGGAGGAGCUGGAGGCAGACAGCGUCUCCCUGCCGCCAGCAGCCCCGGAGGGCAGCCGGGGAGGAGCCAGGAUCCAGGUCUUCCUCGCUCGCUACAGCUACAACCCCUUCGAGGGCCCCAAUGAGAACCCAGAGGCAGAGCUUCCGCUUACCGCUGGCGAGUACAUCUACAUCUAUGGCAACAUGGACGAGGAUGGCUUCUUUGAAGGGGAGCUCAUGGAUGGCCGAAGGGGCCUGGUCCCUUCCAAUUUUGUAGAGCGUGUGUCCGACGACGACCUCCUGACCUCCCUGCCUCCAGAGCUGGCUGAUCUGUCCCACAGUUCAGGCCCUGAACUCAGUUUCCUGAGUGGCGGCGCGGGCGGCAGCAGUAGCGGAGGCCAGAGCAGUGGGGGACGCAGCCAGCCCAGAACAGAGGAAGAGGCUGCAGGGGACGAGCUCAGGCUGAGCCCCUCGUCCGAGGGCCUGGGUGAGCCCCCUGCCGCGCCUCACCCCCGCUGUCUGGCUGUCCUCAAGCAGCUGGCCCACAGCGUGGUGCUGGCCUGGGAGCCGCCUCCUGAAUGCGUGGAGCUGCGUGGCUACCAUGUCUGUGUGAAUGGGGAGCUGCGGCAGGCCCUGGGGCCCAGGGCGCCCCCCACGGCUGUGCUUGAGAAUCUGGACCUGCAGACCGGGCCCCUCCGUGUCUCUGUUCAGGCCCUGACCAGCUGGGGCGGCUCUGACCCUCUGCGCUGUUGCUUGGUGCUAGGGGCCGGGGCCGGGGUGGCACCUAGCCAGCUGCGGGUCCAUCGACUGACAGCCACGUCCGCUGAGAUCACCUGGGCGCCCGGCAAUAGCAACUUGGCCCAUGCCAUCUACCUCAAUGGGGAAGAGUGCCCCUCUGCCUGCCCUAGCACCUACUGGGCCACCUUCUGCCACCUGCGGCCUGGUACACUCUAUCAGGCCCGAGUGGAGGCUCAGCUCCCACCUCGAGGGUCCUGGGAACCAGGCUUGGAGAGGCCAGAGCAACGGGCUGCCACCCUGCAGUUCACCACACUCCCAGCAGGCCCCCCUGAUGCCCCCCUGGAUGUGCAGGUUGAGCCAGGGCCCUCCCCUGGAAUCUUGACCAUCAGCUGGCUCCCGGUAACAAUUGAUGCUGCUGGCACCUCCAACGGCGUCCGGGUCACAGGCUAUGCCAUUUAUGCUGAUGGGCAGAAGAUCAUGGAGGUGGCCUCCCCCACGGCAGGCAGCGUGCUGGUGGAGUUGUCGCAACUGCAGCUGCUGCAGGCGUGCCGCGCGGUGGCCGUGCGCACCAUGUCGCCCCACGGCGAGUCGGCCGACUCCAUCCCGGCUCCCGUCGCCCCUGCCCUGGCUGAGGCCUCCUCGCCAGCCAGGGUCUCCUGCCCCUCCCCACGACUGGGCUCGGAGGCCAGACCGCCCCUUGCUCCAGCCUCCCCGGGGCCUGGAGACCCCAGCUCUCCCCUCCCGUGCCCCAAGCCCCGUGGAACUCGAGAGCCCCCCGGGGGCUCCCCAGCAAGCUGUCCCGGAGAGACACCAAAAGGAUCCUCAGAGGAGCCCCCAGUGCCUGGCUCUCAGGAGGAGGCUGGGGCAGCUGAGCUGGGGGCCCCAGGAGACAGGAAGGCCAGUGAGCCAACCUUGGGAGAGCGAGUUCCUGGCCCUGCAGCUUCCUCCCUGGCCGAGGAGAAGGCUGAGUGGACUGCGGGAGAGGCCUGCCCGGCCCCUGGCUCCACCCAGGGAGCGCUGGCCCAGAGGCUGCCCUGUGCUGAGGCCUGCCGUGCAGGAGACACAGGGCCUGGGCUGCGGCCCAGGGCUGAGAGAGAGGACACGGCCGAGCUUGGGGUCCGUCUGGGGAGCGCCCUUGUGGACCAUGGCCGCAACUCAGAUCUGUCAGACAUCCAAGAGGAGGAGGAGGCAGAGGCAGAGGAGCUGGGUGUCAGGACUUGCUCCUUCCCGAAGCAGGGUGCUGGCAACAGCCUCAGGGACAAUGGGGCCAAGCCCCAGCCCGACCCCUUCUGUGAGACUGACAGCGACGAGGAGAUCUUGGAGCAGAUCCUGGAGCUGCCCCUCCAGCAGUUCUGCAGCAAGAAGCUCUUUAGCAUCCCUGAGGAGGAGGAAGAAGAGGACGAAGAGGACGAAGAGGACGAGAGGAGGCCGGCGGCAGGCUCUUCUUCCCGGGACCCUGACCCGCCUGAGCCUGCAUUCCUGGGGCUGGGCUGUGACAGCGGUCGGCCCCGAGGACCUGGCCUAUGUCCUUUGUCUCCCGAGCCCUCCAGGGCUGGGGACCGCCUGGAGGACAUGCCUGGACUAGUUGGUGGAAGCAGCUGGAGAAAAGGAAGUGGCUCCCCCGAGAAGCCCCCCAGCCGCAGGCGGUCCCCAGAUCCCCGUGAACACUGCAGCCGACUUCUCAGCAACGGCGGGUCCCAGGCCUCUGGACGACCAGGCCCCGCCCGGGAGAGGGGCAGCCCCCCCGUGGGCGAGGGCACCAGGGCUGGACCGGAGGCUGGUGGGAGAGGGCGGCCGGCCCCUUCGAGGAGGUGCCCCCGUGGCCCAGCCCCAGAAUCGGGCCUGGCCAGCUGCCUCUCCCCCAAGUGCUUGGAAAUCAGCAUCGAAUAUGAUUCUGAGGAUGAGCAAGAGACGGGCGGCGGGGGCAUCAGCGUCACCAGCUCCUGCUACCUCGGAGAUGGGGAGGCGUGGGGUGCAGCACCCACGGGAAGGCCCAGGGGGCCUCCGAAGGCCAAUUCAGGCCCCAACCCCUACCCACGCCUCCCGGCCUGGGAGAAAGGGGAGCCAGAGCGGAGAGGCCGCAGUGCCACUGGCAGAGCCAAGGAGUCACCCUCCCGGGCAACAGAGACUGGGGAGCCCAGAGGGCAGGACGGCUCUGGGCGGAGGGGCCCCCAGCGGAGAGGGGGCCGGGCCCCCAGGCCAGGCUCCGCGGAGCUGGCCCCUCCGAGGAGCCCUCCAGAAGAAGCACUGGCUUACCAGGACCUACCUGUCAGGGUCUUUGUGGCUCUGUUUGACUAUGACCCCGUGUCGAUGUCUCCCAACCCUGAUGCCGGGGAAGAGGAGCUCCCCUUCCAGGAGGGCCAGAUCCUGAAGGUGUUUGGGGACAAGGAUGCCGAUGGCUUCUAUCGGGGUGAAGGCGGGGGCCGGAUGGGCUACAUCCCGUGCAACAUGGUGUCCGAGGUGACUGCGGACAGUCCUGCAGGGAGACAGCAGCUGCUCCAGCGGGGCUAUUUGUCCCCAGAUGUUCUCGUUGAGGGUUCAGGGAACGGUCCCUUUGUCUACUCCACAGCUCGCACAGCUGGGCCUCCCCCCAAGCCCCGCCGCUCCAAGAAAGCUGAGUCGGAAGGCCCUGCCCAGCCCUGUGCAGGCGCCCCCCAGCCGGUCUCCUCUACUGGCCUGAAAGCUCCCCGCUCCAUGGUGGCUGCAUUUGACUACAACCCCCGGGAGAGUUCCCCCAACAUGGAUGUGGAGGCAGAGCUGCCCUUCCGGGCAGGGGACGUCAUCACUGUGUUCGGGGGCAUGGACGAUGAUGGUUUCUACUAUGGGGAACUGAAUGGACAGCGGGGCCUGGUUCCAUCCAACUUCUUGGAGGGCCCUGGGCCUGAGGCAGGCGGCUCAGACAGGGAGCCCGGGACACCCCAGGCCGAGGGGCAGCCCUGGGCCAGCUCAACCCAAGGGCCCCCAGCGCCCCCCGGCUGGCCCUGUGCUCCCGGUCCUGGCCGCUUCUCCGGGAUUGAAUGGGGGGCACCACAGGGCCCGAGCAAGAAGGUGUGGGGUCUCCUCUGCAAGGGGAAGCAGCUCCUCAGGAAACUGGGCUCUGGGAAGAAGGAGUGACGCUGCGGCCCGUCCUGCAGGCCCGAGGCCCUGGCACACUGUCCUGGCUGCUUGGGGAAGGCCCUGGACUCUCGUUCUCCCGAGCCAGCGCUCUGGCACUCGGAUGGAAAUUCUACUCGGUGAAGGUCAGAUCUAGAUGAGCCCUUGCGGAUGCGUCCUCUGGAUGGGCAUCUUCCUCUGACAGGAGGGCGGCCUGAGCCGCAGCGUGCGGAAGCGAGUCGGCCACCGGGCCUGAGCACCUGGGUCACAGAGCCAGGCCUGAAUGUGGACUCAUGACUCCUGCUUCUCCCACCCCCGCCUGGUGUCCAGCAUGCCAUGCGAGUCCCUUCUUGGCCUCCACACACCUGGCCCGGGGACCCUGCUCCCUCCGAAGGCGCUGGCCAACCUCAAGUCUUCCCUCCCUGAAGGAGAGUUUGCACUGGAUUCUGCCCAGCCCCCGACCCCCGGGCGGGCAGGGGGGUGGAGCCGUGUAUAUAUGUACAUACCCAGUGCCUCAGCCCAGCUUCCUCCGUCUCCCUUCCACUGCACAGGCUCGGGAAGGACCCCGGGCGUAGCGCUGCCCUCCUGCCAGCCGCCCUCCUGGCCUGAGCCCCGGGCCAGCGGGCAGAAAGCGGGAGCUGGGUUUGCCUUAUUUUGCUCAUCAGAUUCAACUCUUUUGCAUCGUUUUCCUCUGGCCCCUGUUGGAGUCAGGGGCCUGGGGAAGAGGCCAGAUUUAUGCAGCUAUUUUCAUACAUUCCCUGUUCAGGUUGGGGUGGGGGGCUCUCCCCCCUUACCCUAGCCACCUCCCUGCCCCUCCCCCUCCGGCUGGGUGAGCGACUCUGCAUGUUUCCUUUGCUGUGGUGGGAGAUUGAUUGUUGGACUGAAUGCCCCCCCCACCACCACCACCUUGGUCUCCAGGGGUGUGGAAUGGUGGGGGCAUUUGUUUAAAGAGACAUUUUAUUACAAUAAAGUCUAUUUUCACAAAACCCAU